Messenger RNA from Solanum pennellii, 486 nucleotides. RefSeq lists its product as uncharacterized. Bases 1 to 486 code for a protein of 161 amino acids. Lineage: Eukaryota; Viridiplantae; Streptophyta; Magnoliopsida; Solanales; Solanaceae. The transcript is spliced from 2 exons. The record is from RefSeq and is a predicted model, not a curated record.
AUGAGUCGCAUUGUGACGGGGGUGUUGGAUGAUUUGCAAGAGGAGUGUCAUUCGUCUAUGCUACAUGACAACGUGAACAUUUCACGUCUUAUAGUUCAUGCCAAACAUCUGGAAGAGGCAAUAUCUAAGCGGAAGAGUAGAGAUGCCAAGAGGGCAAAAUCUUUUGAUAGAGGUUCUUCAAAGAAUAGGAUUGAGAUACAAGACAAGGCUAGAUUUAGGAAGCGGGUUUAUAAUCAAGUUUCUUCCAAGUUCCCUAAGGCUAGUGGUGAUAGGGUGGAUAACCUUAAGCUUAAGAAGGAAAAAUGCACUAGUUCGCCAACCGAGAAGCCAAUUUGUGGAAAGUGUGGGAAGAAGCACUAUUGUGAUUGUCUUAAGGGGACGGACAAUUGUUUUAGUUGUGGUAAAAGUUGGCACAAGGUUAGGGAUUAUCCUAAUGUGAGGGGUCAAGACAUGGGUAGCGGUCAAGCUCAAGCAAGGCAAGGGUAG